GGGCAGGCCGAGGGCUGGCUGGCGGUGGCAUUGGUGAUGCUGGCCAGGUCGGGGUACCGUGUGCUGCCUUCGGGGAACCCGGACGGCUUCCCACAGUGGAGCCCAGGGGCGCUGCGCCCGCAGAAGGGGUGCUGGGCCCCGGGGCGGGUGGACUCGGGUCCGAGCGCUGCCCCGCAGAGCUGGCCGUCCUCCCUGGGCCGGGCUGUCCUGGGCGCCCUGGGCCUCCUGCUGCUGCUGCUCACUUUCCCAGUCUCCGCCUGGUGUGCCCUCAAGGUGGUGCCCGCCUAUGAGCGCCUGGUGGUCUUCCGCCUGGGCCGUCUCCGCCGGCCACUGGGCCCCGGGCUGGUGCUGCUGCUGCCCGGCCUGGACUCCUUCCACAAGGUGGACCUGCGCACCAAGGCCUUCAGCGUCCCGCCCUGCAAGCUGGCCUGUAAGGACAGAGCAGUGGUGUCCGUGGGUGCAGAUGUCCAGUUCCGUAUCUGGGACCCGGUGCUGUCGGUGAUGGCAGUGAAGGACCUGAUGUCCGCCGCUCGGUUGACCGCCCGCAACGCCAUGGCCCGGGUGCUGCUCAGCUGGUCACUGCACGAAGUCCAGGGCGACAAGCCGCGUGUCGGCCAGCAGCUGCUGCUGGAGAUGAACGAGGUGACCCUGGCCUGGGGGCUGGAGGUGGACCGCGUGGAGCUGGCCGUGGAGGCCGUACUGCAGCCGCCUCCCAGAGGCCCUGGCCUGGACAGCGCCCUGCAGCUGGCUCUGCACCUGCUCGGGGGACGCCCGCUCGCCACGCCUGCAGAGCUCCCCCUGCCAGCCCCAGAUGCUGACCCCGUGCCAGAUACCGCAGAGCUGGUGAGUGAGACGGGGGACACGCCCAGCCCGGAGCCGCCGGCUGAGGGGCUGCUGACCAGGCUGCGGCCGGUGCUGUCCGAGACCCUGGUCAGCCGGGUGGGCGCCUGCUACCAGCUCAACGUAGGGCUGCCGGGAGGCACCCAGGCCACCUACUUCCUGGACCUCACUACAGGGCAGGGGCAGGUGGGGCAUGGCCCCCCCCAGGCGCCCCCGGACGUGGUGCUGGACGUGACGGAGGCCGACCUGCAGGCCCUGCUGCAGCGGGAGCUGUGGCCCCUGGGCGCCUACGUCGGUGGGCGGCUAAGGGUGCAGGGGGACCUGGCCGUGGCCAUGCGGCUGGAGGUCGUGCUCAGGGCCCUCGGGUAGCCGUGGGCAGGUGCCACACCAGGGGCCCUGCAGGCUGGGGGGAGCUUCAGAGCCGGAGUUGGGGCAUGAGGACAGAGCAGGGCAGAUGGCAGAGGCCCAGGACAGUCGCCCAGGACGGUUGGGGACAGGGGAGGCUG
Molecule: messenger RNA, 1346 nt
Organism: Erinaceus europaeus (western European hedgehog)
Lineage: Eukaryota; Metazoa; Chordata; Mammalia; Eulipotyphla; Erinaceidae
Gene: STOML1
Product: stomatin like 1
Exons: 8
Coding region: 37-1209 (390 amino acids)
Cellular component (GO): plasma membrane
Source: RefSeq, a predicted model, not a curated record